AAAUGUCACACCCAAACAGUUCCCCAGAAAAUCCAAGAGUUUUCUUUGAUAUCACCAUCAACGGUUCCCCAGCCGGUCGUGUUACCAUGGAAUUAUUCAAAAACGUCGUCCCAAAGACUGCUGAAAACUUCAGAGCUUUAUGCACUGGUGAAAAAGGUAUUGGCAAAAGUGGUAAACCAUUAACCUACAAAGGUAGCGGUUUCCACAGAGUUAUUCCAAACUUCAUGUGCCAAGGUGGUGAUUUCACCCGUGGUGAUGGUACUGGUGGUGAAUCAAUCUAUGGUAUGAAAUUCCAAGAUGAAAACUUUACCAUCAAACAUUUCGGUCCAGGUACACUCUCAAUGGCCAAUGCUGGUCCAAACACCAACGGUAGUCAAUUCUUCAUCUGUACUGCCCCAACCUCAUGGUUAGAUGGUAAACACACUGUCUUCGGUCGUGUCGAAAGUGGUUAUGAUGUCAUCAAGAAAUGCGAAGAAGUUGGUAGCCAAACUGGUAAAACUUCCGCCAAAGUUGUCGUUGCUGACUGUGGUCAACUUUAAAUAUUUUAUUUAAAGUUAUUUAUUAAAUUUUUAUUUUAAAAUCCCAUAUCCAAAUAAAUUUUGUAAAUUUA
Messenger RNA from Dictyostelium purpureum, 610 nucleotides. RefSeq lists its product as uncharacterized. Gene Ontology annotation, molecular function: peptidyl-prolyl cis-trans isomerase activity. The transcript has 2 exons. Gene Ontology annotation, cellular component: intracellular membrane-bounded organelle. Gene Ontology annotation, biological process: protein folding; protein peptidyl-prolyl isomerization. The record is from RefSeq and is a predicted model, not a curated record. Bases 3 to 539 code for a protein of 178 amino acids. Lineage: Eukaryota; Evosea; Eumycetozoa; Dictyosteliales; Dictyosteliaceae.